AUGGAAUUUCAGAUUUUGUCUCAUUGGGGUGGGCUCCGAAUUGCUUUAUUUCCAAAGAGGCUGAUUCCUUUUGUGCUUACUCAAAAGGGUUUUUUCCCUUUGGAUUUUUUUUCCAUCUGGUUGCUCCAAGAGUCUGCAGAAAAGGACAGUUGAAUGCAGCCUCCGAUGUGCACAAAAGAAUGGGUUUCCAUUCAAGGUGGCCAUUGGUGGGACCUGCACCAGCGGCUCUGUGUCUGUGUGUGAUCAGCAUGCUCCUAGUGUGCCAGCUGCCUCCUGCAUCGUGCACAACCUGCCCUCAAAAAUGCCGCUGUGAGGACCUGCAGUUCUACUGCGACACCCAGGGGCUUCAGGCACCCCCAGAUGGUGUGGACAAGGGGGCCCUGGGGUUGUCACUACGUCACAACAGCAUCACUGAGCUGAGCCCUGAUCAGUUCUAUGGAUUCGGCCAGCUGACCUGGCUACACCUUGACCACAACCAGAUUACCACUGUACAAGAGGAUGCCUUUCAAGGGCUCUACAAGCUGAAGGACCUCAAUCUGAGCUCUAAUCGUAUCACCAAGUUGCCCAAUACAACCUUCAUCCACCUCAUCAACCUCCAGAUACUGGACCUGUCCUUCAAUCAGAUGACUGCAUUGGAACCUGAACUAUUUCACGGACUGAGGAAGCUCCAGAUACUCCACCUUCGUUCAAAUUUACUUCGCACCACACCUGUUCGAGCAUUCUGGGACUGCCGCAGCCUGGAAUAUCUGGGCCUGAGCAGCAACCGUCUAAGAAGUAUGGCACGAAAUGGAUUUGCUGGGCUCAUUAAGCUUAAAGAGCUCCACUUGGAGCACAAUCAGCUGACCAAGAUCAACUUGGCCCAUUUCCCUCGCCUUGUUGCUCUGCAGUUUCUGUAUCUGCAAUGGAAUAAAAUCAGCAACCUAACAUGUGGCAUGGAGUGGAGCUGGACCACUUUAGAGAAGCUCGACCUUACAGGAAAUGAAAUUCGUGUCCUCACACCUGAUGUGUUUCAAACGCUGCCAAAUUUAAAGAUUUUGCUGUUGGAUAACAACAAACUAAGCAGUCUGGAUCCUCAAGUCAUGGAAAUGUGGCAGUCUCUGGGCACCGUUGGGCUGUCUAGCAACCUGUGGGAUUGUACCAAAAGGAUUUGCUCUCUGGCCACUUGGCUAAGCACCUUUAAGGGAAGGUGGGAACAUUCCAUUCUCUGCCAUAGUCCUGAAUAUGCCCAAGGGGAGGAGAUACUUGAUGCUGUCUAUGGAUUCCAGCUUUGUCAGAAUUUUUCAGCGCCAGUUGUUCAGACAAUCAGUACAACCACAGACGCUUCUACAGCUACAGAGAUCACAAGCUCCCUGUUUGGAAUUAUGCAGCUGACCCCCACGCAGGACUAUGCGGAGGAUUUUGGGAGAUUUACCACGGUCACUACCACGACAACCACAACACAAACACCACUCACUGCUCAAGCAACUACUGCUGCAUUGGAAGAGGCAGCAGUAACGGAUGACUUCUCGGCAAUGGACAACACUGUUAUGACUCAUAGGGUUAUAAUUGGAACUAUGGCCCUUCUAUUUUCAUUAUUUUUCAUCAUUUUCGUUGUGUAUAUCUCACGGAGGUGCUGCCCUCCCACCCUGCGCCGGAUACGCCACUGUUCGGCCAUACAGAACCGCAGACAGAUGAGGACCCAGCAGCGGCAGCCUAUGGCAGAUCUAGCAACACAGGUACCAUAUAAUGAAUAUGAGCCCAGUCACGAAGAAGGGGCACUCGUGAUCAUCAAUGGCUAUGGGCAGUGCAAGUGUCAGCAACUGCCUUACAAAGAGUGUGAAGUAUGAACUCUUAUUUAUUCCUAGAGCAUAUGGUUUUCCAUUUGAACAUUUCAGAUGAUACAGGGUUUGCUUUUUUGAUUUUGUUUUCCAAUUUAUGUAAAAAGCAUAAUUUCUACCAGUGAGAUUUGAGAAUAUGUGAGAAAUACUGAAUGCCACACUGACAGAGGUUGGACGUGACAGUUUAGGGAUGAGGUAGGGAUAGUGACAAAUUUAUUUUUCUAUGAAUGCAAGGUUGUUCAUAUCAGGCAGGGGGCAAUCAUUUUAAACAAGAAAAUUGUAAACUGUGAGAUUUGUCUCUACAUUGUCUCUAUAUUCUGCAGCACAGAGAGAAUACUAUAUAACAUAGCCAAAUGGCCCACUGCGUACAGAAUACAUUAAGUUGAGAAAUGUGAUUCACAUCUUUUACAGAGUAAAUAUUUGAAAUUAUGAUUCUAAAUGCACCACAGACACUGUAAGUUAAUCACUCUAACACUGAGGCAGAUUAAUUGGAUAUUGGAGUGAUAUAUAUGUUUUACAGCUUCAUUGUUUGGGGGAGAGGCAUGACACAUUAAAGGCUACUAUGACCAAAUUCACAUUCUGAAUUAUAAAUUCAUGAUAUUAUUAUUAUUAUUAUGUUAUAAAUAAAAAUAAAUCCUCUCUAGAGAGGCUGGAAUCCUAUUCGGUAUACGAUAAUUAUAUUACUUUUGAAAAAUCAGACAUGAGCCUAUAAAGGAAGUCUAUAAAUUUCCAUCAAACAAAAAGGCUCUCAGUGUUUCCUAUUUGCAGAAUUUAUUUGGGCAUACCACCCCAAAAACAGCUGCCCUUAGCCAAAAGGGGAUUUUCGGGGGAAACUUGGGUUUCUUCCAAAAUAUCUUGUGUGCAAAUGCAACUAAAAGUGUAUACUGAUUGAAAACACUGCCGGUAUGGUAAAUUUAUGUUCAAUUAUAUAAAUUGGUAAAAAUGAACUCUUUAAUCAGAUGUUAGCUUGUAAAUGUAAUGCUGUUUUGCAGCUGACUCAGAUGUUGGAGCACCCACACACAGGGGCCAACUGCGACAAAUAAAUUCUUAACCUGUGGGAAACACUAAGCAUUGUUUGUCUGUGGUUAAUCUCCAAUACGCUACACUGCUUAGAAAAGCACAUGGAUGUCUUCCUGACCUUGGACAUCAAGAACAAAACUGUUAGACCUUUAAAUGUACCAUAACUUGUACAUGGAUUUUUGAGCACCCAAAUGCCAUACACACUGUGACCAUAACCAUUCAAACAGCUUCACCUAAUAAGUACAGUUUACUGAUUUGCUAAAAUAUACAAGGAUCAAUAUACAGACCAGCUAGAGUGACAUGAGGGUAGCAAGUGAAAUGAUAAGGAACAGUGCAAAUACCAGAUAAGAGAGCAUUUCACUCUGAAAAUUAAAACUUUACCAGUCACCCAGGAUCUUAACUGCUUACACUCUAAUCAGGACUGACAGGCUCAAGAUUGAACCAAUUAAGGCAAGGCAAAAAUAAUCUAAUAUUCUGUCACCCACACCAGUGAUCCAGCAACAUUUGGCUUGUUCAGCCACUCGAAAGUAAAGUAAUUCCACUAGAAUUGUCCUCCACACCACACAACACAUAACCAUAACCUUUUAUUUUAAGGAAUUGCUCUUGUGAGGGAUACUGAGCUGUCAUUUACAGUCUAAACAAUGUGGUUAGGGUGAAUAAUAAAUUUCAGAGCAGUUACUUGGUUGGCAGUAACAAGUGUCAAGUUAAACUGUGGUUAAUACCCUGAAAGCAAAUGGAGAUCCGGUAAUAAGCAAACAGCAAGCCUGGGUCAGGACACAUUUGUAUGCAGCAGGGAGAGGAUGUGCAUUAGCAUCAGACUAAAGCUGCUGCCGCAGCUCCGCACUUCUUUGUGUUCAGUUUGGUGGUGGGGGCAGGGUGAAAGAGAGGAAUUAAGAGGAAUUGAUGGGACGAUGGAGAGGGGCAACUCUGGGGUAAUGUCGUAGUUUAUCAAAACCAUUAAGCAUUUCUCUGGCCAAGUAAAGGUAGUAGAAAAUGGAAUGACGAAUGCUGACUGAUUGCACUUGGGCUUGAAAUGUAUACUGAUCCCACAGAGGCAGCAGUUUCAUUACUGGUUAACUGAUGAGCUGUAUUGAGCAUUUUUAUAGUGAAAAUCAUUUCACUCUGGAAAUCAGGAUAUGGCAUUUUGACAGUUAAAUGUGUGGCAACGUUUAACAACGUCAGCCAUUAAGACAGCAAGAAGUGUCAUAGCAUGUUGAAGAUAUCUGGUUUUGAGCAAAUAGGUUGCUGUGUGUUGGCUGGUGCCCCUAGAGGUAGCCAGGGGGUAGCAUUUGUGGCUUUGUCUCUUGGGAGCCUGCAAAAUUUGGAUUCACACUUUUAAAUGAGUGUUUGUGUCAAUGUUUCUCUGCACAUGCUCAUAAAAUGCAUUCAACAAGUUUGAAGAAAGUGUGUAAACCAAAACUUGUUACACUUAACAUGAAAACCUACACUGAUCAUACCGAUUUCCAAAGCCUUGCAGCUCCACUUGUUUUAUUUUCCUCCAGCACUGCUUUUACUGUUGCCCUUCUAAUCUGUCUUGCAUGUUCUAAAGUCGAAAUUGAGUUAAAUAUUCCUAAUGCCAUUCAGCAAACCUUAUUGGGGGGACCUCAUUUUUGAUAUCACCAAGAACGGGGAUGUAUGUGGAAUUCCUAUAAAGGUUUUGUCAAUCAUUGAAAUUAAAUUUCACUGACUACAGUUGUACUGAGAAUGAAAAUCCACAGAAUUUGUAGAAAUAUGCAUCCCUUUGCACUGGGUCUUUGUAAACUGUUUUUGUUUCCUCUUGUCAUCCUCUAGCCCUGGUCCCCAUCCUGCCUAAAAAAAAGAAAGAAAAAAAAAAAAGAAAAACCAAGUGAACCAAUCCCCCUCUCUCUUACCCAACAUCUUUGUGCAAAAUGAAUGCUUUUCUCUUCCCAUUUUCCUUUUGUAUUGUAAAAUGUACAAUUUCAUAUCUGUAUAGUGGAAAAGAUGUGCCAAACUGGAAAAAAAAAACAUUUCCCCCCUCAAAACAUAUAUUUUUUAAAUAAAAUCGUUAUGAUUUAGACUGUUUGAAAUGAUGGAUGCUCACAACAUGGUUUGGUCUUUCGAUUUUUUGUUAAAUGUAUACACAUCACGCUCUUGAAAAAAGCCUUCCAAAAAUAAACAACCCUUGAUGAAGGUGAAAUGCAAGAGUAUAUUGUGAAAAUUCAUAUGUAUUGAACAUAAACGCUCUCACAUGUUUUUCUAGUAACAGUUUAGGUCUCUAAAGUAAACAAAUA
Molecule: messenger RNA, 5089 nt
Organism: Platichthys flesus (European flounder)
Lineage: Eukaryota; Metazoa; Chordata; Actinopteri; Pleuronectiformes; Pleuronectidae
Gene: lrrtm2
Product: leucine rich repeat transmembrane neuronal 2
Exons: 2
Coding region: 180-1826 (548 amino acids)
Molecular function (GO): protein binding
Source: RefSeq, a predicted model, not a curated record